This is a messenger RNA of Cyprinodon tularosa, 2712 nucleotides long. Its product is annotated as afadin- and alpha-actinin-binding protein-like. NCBI's taxonomy places the organism in Eukaryota, Metazoa, Chordata, Actinopteri, Cyprinodontiformes, Cyprinodontidae. The transcript has 14 exons. The record is from RefSeq and is a predicted model, not a curated record. Bases 205 to 1917 code for a protein of 570 amino acids.
GGUUGCUAGGCAAUGACUGGACCAAUCGGCGCUGUGUUUGAUGUGUGUAUGCUAUACAAGGGCAGUCAGAGCUGGAGAUCAUUGCCUCGGAACACAGCUUUAAUUGAAGCACGGGACCGGGUCGGUGGAUCUUGCCGUCAUGUUUUCUAAUCAGCCCAUGCAGUAGAUUUUCCACAUUGGAUAGCGGACAGCAGCACUACUACAAUGCCAGACUCCUCUCAAGUCAAGGAUGCUCGCCGCUGCUCUGUUGAAUGUGGAACACCUCCCUUGAGGCACUUCAGCCAGUCAUCGCUGGCACUUCCCAGAAACUCCCAAAGUCUUAGAACCUUCUGCACAGAGCACAAUAUGCAGGAAUGUCUUUCUUAUAUCAAACAGGAGGUGUCAUUGCUGAGCCUCUCGCCUUUUUGGACCGAAUUAGAUGACGACUCACAGCUGAAUGUAGUGGCUGUGCUGAACUGCAUGUAUGACCUGAUUCAGUUGCACCACAGGAGUCUGAGAACACUGGAGAAUAUGGAAAUGGAACAGCUUAAACUCAGCAGCUAUGUGGAUAACCUGAAGACUAAUAACACUCAUCUAAAGGAAGAGGUUGAGCUCUCUAAACGACAAAACACAGGCCUGCUCGAAAGAGAACGACAGCUGCACCUGAAACUAAAGAGUCUGCAGAGCUCCCUGAAAAAUGAAAAAGACGAGGUGCAAAAACUCCAGAACAUCAUCUCAAGCCGUGCCUGUCAGUACAAUCACGAAAUGAAAAGGAGGGAGAGAGAACUGAACAAACUGAGGGAACGACUGAACCAACUCCUGGCUGACAAAAAGGAAAGGAAACAAACCAUUGACUUACUAAACAACCUUGGAAGAGCUGAUGGAAAGAGAAGCCUGUGGAAAACCGAAAAGACAGAAGCAAAGCAUGAGGAGGAGAUGUAUAGGACUCUUCUGAGUGACUACGAACUGAGGCAGAGGGAGCUUGCUCUGGAAAACAAAGAGUUAAGGAAGGUGAUGCAGCAAAUUAAGAAAGAGAUGGUGUCCAUCCUGAAGUCAAGAAAACUGGCCCUGAAAGAAGAAAAGCAGGAACUUAAUGGCAUGCAGACUGCCUCAGACGACGAAGAGAACGAGGUGUUUGACUCCAGCAAGGAAAGCCUUGAGCUGUUCUGUAUUCAUGCCAGGGAAAAACUGACCAACAGUAUUCGCCUACAGUGGAGAAGAUUGAAAAGUCACGUUGAAAAACUAGACAGUCAAGGUGUACAUGAUGUCUCUCGUGAAGAUAAGGAGGAGAUGGACAGACUAAAGCUGGAGAUUCAGCAGUGCAAAGACUUCAUUCAAACACAGCAGCAUCUCCUACAGAGGCAGCUGAGCUCCUCGAUUGAUCAAGACUCAGCAUCACUGCAGAAUGAUGGCCUCAUGCUGCAGGAGAAGAUGCACCUUAGUGAAGAAUGGAAGAGCUUAGAGGAACAGAGACGCAUCUUUGAGAGGGAACGGAGGAACUAUACUGAAGCAGCUAUUAGACUAAGCCAUGAGAGGAAGAUCUUUGAGGAGGAUCGUGCACUAUGGCUCAAACAGCAAUUUCUCAGUAUGAGUCCCUUUGGAAACUCAAACCAACCUCAUCUGCUGAAGUCUGCAAGUGCUUUAUUGAUAACUGAAACUGAAGUGGGUUCACUAAACGCUUCAGAAAUGCCCCAUGAAUGUCAGUCAGUCUUGGUAUCUCCGAAGUCCAGAUCUGUCUCUCUCACAUCAUCUUCCACUGCUGACUUGGAGUCUGCUCUUUGUCUUAUUCCAGAAAAUGGCUCAUCAGAACACAGAAAAUCUGAACUGUUUGAGGAUUUCAACUCACUCCAUGAAAAUGUUCCUCUGCUGCGCAAACAGUGGAAGGAGAGCAAAGACCUCAGCAGCCAUUCACUCUCAGAGGAGAACAGCACUUCAUGAAGUCCUGGAACCAUUCUUAAUUUUCUAUUUCCACAGCUGCAGAAAUGUGUGAAGAGGUCACAGAGUAACAUGAAGCCAAACAUAUCCUGUCAAUGUCUAGAACAAAAUAACAGUCUUAGCAAAGGGACAAAAGAAAUAAUAAAACGUUUUAAAGGAGAAGUCCGGUCAGCAAAGGAAUAAUCAAUGGAUCAUUAUCUAUGCCUAAAACUAAUACAUUUCCAAGAGCUAUAGUUAAAUUGACAAUGCCCAUGUGCAUGGCAGUUUGAUGCUAUAAUACAUCAGGUGAAAGUGAAAGAAAAUUUGUUAUUUCACCUUUCCGAUUCAUAAUCCUCCAAGGACAGGUACGUUGUUGGAUUGCCAACUUAAAGACGGAGGAUUUGCCAUCGAACUUCUGGCCGGGGAAAAAACACAUAGUAUGCAGCCAACAUUUCGAAGAAGAAUGUUUUCAAGAUGACUUGGAUAAUAGCACGUUGUGAAAAACACCAUAUACAGCACUGGGACUUGCUCAGCAACCGAUACCGCACCGUGACGUCACAAACUGUAAGGUGGCAGUAGUGUUCUUUGACCAACAUAGAUGUCUCCAACAAAGCACAUUCAACUGAAAAUUACUCUUAAUUAAAAACACUUAUUUAUUGAAUAGUAAGUAAUAAUUUCAUAUUUAAUGUACUUUGAAUUCGUUUUUUUUAUAAAAUUUUUAGAAUAGCAUUUAUUUAUUUAUGUGGUACUAAAAUCAUUGAGUGUAAUACUUUAUGUUGAAACUGACAGUGUUGACAUUUGUAGACAUUUUUAAUGUCU